Messenger RNA from Ciona intestinalis (vase tunicate), 2083 nucleotides. RefSeq lists its product as uncharacterized. The record is from RefSeq and is a predicted model, not a curated record. Lineage: Eukaryota; Metazoa; Chordata; Ascidiacea; Phlebobranchia; Cionidae.
UUUAAGUGGGGGUUUGUUAUAUAAAGGGUGCCCACAUCAGCUCGUAGUCACAUCGGAAUUUAUUGCUCAAGUGUAGUCAACUUAUAAAAAUAAUAAAAGCGAUCUUAAGAAGAUGCUGCAGAUUUUACUGAUUGCCGCAUUGGCGGUUUCUUCUUGCCAAGGUCUUGUGUGCAAAACGUGCAGUCAGGGACAGUUCUCGACUUUGGUGGGUGGCAACAACAACUGCUAUGCAGGAAAUGGCGCAGGAGUUACUGAUGUCACUUGCACGGCAGCCCAAACUUAUUGCUUCUCUAAUUUUAUAAUCCAAGACGGCCUGGUUUUGAGUGCCGCUCGAGGAUGUGCGGAUCCAACUUUGGACUACGAUACUACCACCACAUCCAACCCAACCGGUCCAGAUUGCGUUACCUCAUCUUUAGCAACACAUGUGGACCAUACUAGUUGCAACUACCCUUGUACCACUGAUAACUGCAACACCGUUACAACAAGCGGAUUGUCAAGAUGUGGCACGAACGACUGCAACAGAGCUUUAAGUCAAGGAUAUUGUAACUUCUUCACCGGCAACUGUGUCUGCAACACUGGGUUCUCUGGAACAGAAUGUCAAACAGCAGCCACCGCUGUCACUCCUGCCAUUCUCUUUUGUGUUCAAUGCAACAGUGUCACGGAUUCGGGCUGUGCUGCGGCGACGACUGCGAACGCUUGUCCAAAUGACGUCAACUCUUCAGCUUACUGUCAGACCUCGAGAACAUUAACCAUUGACGCCGCUGGAAGCAUUGUUCGAACUGUGAUCACGAGGGGCUGCGGAAAUGUACAGCGGACACCAGACCAAUGCACGUUCACCAGUUUAUUGGAUUCAAGGUUCACCAAUCACCACGAGUACACUUGCGUUUCGACUUGUAAUACUGCCGGUUGCAAUACUGGAACACCUGACGGUCUCAUUACUGGCACGGAGUCGAAAGCCAUGUAUUGCGUUGUUUGCUCCGAUCCAACAGGAACAGGAAUAUGUAACUCAUUCACAUCAACGACAGCUACAUCGAUGACAAGGGAGCUCUGUCCGGUUGGGACCACACAUUGCUUUAUGAAUUCUACCUAUCUUAUUGCCAACAGAGAGGAUCUAAGCUACAUGGAUGCAUCGCCCGCUUACCAACUGGAAAGUGUGUACCGUGGUUGUGCCACAGCAGCAGUGACAAAAGCUUGUACUUCCACCACCAUCACCGGGACUGGCCUGAACCGCGUCGUCUGCCAAGAGUCUUGUCAAACCGAAGGCUGCAACUACAGAUGGCCUGCUAGACCAAUAUGCACGCAGUGCUCUACACCACCUGGGACACCACCACAAUACGACUCUUGUCUUGAACACCCGCCUUUGGCAACACCAUGCUUUGCUCCUUACCUGGACCGUUGUUUCCACGCGGCUGGAUCUUUUCAUGCAACCAGGCCAGUAUUUGCAAGUGGUUACUACAAAGGUGCGAUUCGUAGUUGCAGUUGGUAUGAUAGAGGUACGGGCUGUUCUCAAAUAUCAACAGGCUCCACCAUUACUGGAGCAACUACUGUGCGUCAAUGUAACGUUACUUGCACCACCGACAAUUGCAACCAAGGUCUACCAUUACUAAGCGGAUCCGUUCGUCUUCAAGGCGUGAGUGCAUUGCUGGUACCAAGCAUUCUCGGCUUCAUCUAUCAAUAUUUGUAUUAAAUCCAAAAAGUAGUUUGCAUUCCGCCUUCUAAUAAUUUUCAUAGUCCCACUGAGUUAAAAAAAUCGAAAAAUAUGCCUUGCUUUUUACAAAGACAUUUGUUCUAUAUAACACUGUGGUAGCGUGAUCUACCGUGUGCGUGUGACUUGCAUUUUGCAACGAUUUAAUACACGGCUUGAUUCGCAUUGGCUUGUUGUCUGAACAGUAUAUUAGGUUGCUGCUAAACUCUACAUACUAUGUUUCGUCGCAAUUCUCGGUGUAAACAUUUUCUGUGAGCAAAAUAUUGGAACACUUAGUUCGUUUCCCAGCCCUUUGUUAUCGAGUUGCGUGGGUAAAAUUACAGCAUUAUCAAAGCACAGCGCAUAAAAUACAACGAACAAUAAAGUGGAACGUCGCGU